GUAGGCUGGAACUUUCAUCAGCCCGUUGCGUGAUUCCUUUCCCGUGUCUGGGCCCCAGAUGGCACGCAUCUCUGCAUGGUAUUUGAUAUCCUCUCUGCGAGCCGCUGUGGACGGUCCAGCGGACGGUUCGAGGGGAAUGUAACUUCCCUUGGAGGUUCUGAGACCGGUGGUGCGAAAUGAUCUUACAGGGUCUUGAAUAUCUGCAUUCACAAUGUCGGGUGAUUCAUACAGACCUCAAACCCGACAACAUCCUCCUCUCGCUUCGAAACCCAUCUAUCCUCGAAGAGGUUGCUCAGGAGGAGAUGACCGACCCUCGACCUCAGAAACAUCUAGGGGAUCGAAUAAUCUAUCUCUCCCGGAACCAGUUUGGUUUAGAAGUACGAGAUCUAGGGAGGCCAGUGAUUCCGGAUUUCGGACUAGCGGUGGAUGGAUCUAAGAUUCAUACUCAUACUCAUCGCAUUCAACCGGAUGAGUACCGAACCCCGGAAGUCAUUCUGGGGAGGAUUGGAGCUGUAGUGCUGAUGUUUGGAAUUUGGGGCUUGCGGUAUGUUUAUCGUUUUCUGUUAGGGAAUUCUAAGUAAUGAUAAGGAAGUAGAUGUUGGAUCUUGUAAGAGGGAGUGGGCCUUUUGAUCCGCCAGAAUCAGAUCCGUCCGUCUUCUCGGAAGAGAAGCAUUUAGCUCGCAUUAUAUCGAUACUGG
This is a messenger RNA of Aspergillus ibericus CBS 121593, 698 nucleotides long. RefSeq lists its product as uncharacterized. Gene Ontology annotation, molecular function: protein kinase activity; ATP binding. The transcript has 2 exons. Bases 177 to 581 code for a protein of 134 amino acids. Lineage: Eukaryota; Fungi; Ascomycota; Eurotiomycetes; Eurotiales; Aspergillaceae. Gene Ontology annotation, biological process: spliceosomal complex assembly; protein phosphorylation; regulation of mRNA processing. The record is from RefSeq and is a predicted model, not a curated record.